Molecule: messenger RNA, 1056 nt
Organism: Seminavis robusta
Lineage: Eukaryota; Bacillariophyta; Bacillariophyceae; Naviculales; Naviculaceae
Source: the annotation of a GenBank genome assembly
AUGAGCGACGAAAAUAAGCAGGAAGAUGACAACGACUUUAAGGCUCCACCAGCCCUGGAUUUGGAUUUGCGUUUGGGCAUCGAAGCCAUUAUGAACAAGCUGCAGCAAAAUUUGGAAUGUGAUGGUGUCUUGCUGAGAAACUGCGAUGAUAAUACAGGAUACAUGGCCAAGAAUUUUGACACACUAGAGGGACUCCAAGAACUAAUGGCAAUAUUUGAAUUGGUUGCCUUGCUCCCCAAGUUGACCAAUUUCCAAGUGCACCUUGCCCGUGGAGCAUCUCCCGACAAACCCCAUAAAUUGCCAUCGCAACUACUGAGUAUGGUGAUUAAUCAAUGUCACGAUUUGUCCUAUAUCCGAUUUCAGGGAAUCAUGAUGUCCGAUGCCAAUGGCAAGUACGAAGGAUUGGCCAAGUCACUGCGGAUGCAUCCCUGUUUAAUGUGCAUUCAUUUCAUUGGCUGUGCGCCCGAAGAAGGAUUGACACUGGAUCCACUUUUGGCUGCCUUGCCGGGGAUUCCCACAUUGCAAGAAGUGGACCUCGUCGACUCGACCAUUACGAGUCCUUCCAAACAGAAAGUGUGGACGGGAGAUACACUGCUCCAUCUGGCCCUCUCCAAAAACUUGUCCAAAAUUCGACUGAGUUGUAUUCGGCAUCUGCUACCGACUCACAUUCAAGCGAUGGCUUCGGCACAUGAAAAGAGUGAAACCCUCCGUGUGCUGGUCAUUGAAGGAGAAGAUGAUGAUGAUUCCGAGGGCAACGGGGACCAAGACGAUUUGUACAAGGACGAUGUUCCAGCCGAAACCGAGGAGGCAAAGAAGAAAAAGGAAAAGAAAGAAAAGAAGAAGAAAAAGAAAAAAGAACUCGUCAACAAGAAAAAAUCCAUCAAGGAAUCCGACAAUCCCACCAAAAAGGAAGAAAAGAAGAAACACAAAAAGGACAAGAAAAAAGAAAAACGAUCCAAGUCAGACUGGUCUUCGGCAACAGCACCCAAUGGAAACACCUACUACUACAACAAAAAGACUGGAGAAACAUCAUGGACCAAACCACCGGAUUUAUAG